This is a messenger RNA of Cephus cinctus (wheat stem sawfly), 736 nucleotides long. RefSeq lists its product as uncharacterized. The transcript has a single exon. The annotation marks the transcript as partial. The record is from RefSeq and is a predicted model, not a curated record. NCBI's taxonomy places the organism in Eukaryota, Metazoa, Arthropoda, Insecta, Hymenoptera, Cephidae.
AGCGCUCAAAAAGAUAUAUUUUUUCAAAAAUUCCCAAAACCAAUCUCUUUCAUUUUUCAGGAUUCGCCGGAACCCGAGGACGUGUGUUUAAUAGACUUUCAAAUUUACCGCUUCGCCUCGCCAGCCCUCGACAUUCACUACCUGAUUUACAGCUCCACCAAUCAGGAGUUACGUGACGAGUACUACGAUCGUCUCAUUCGCGAUUAUUACGAUUCCCUGGCCGAAUAUCUCAGGGAACUUGGCUCCGAUCCGACAGCUCUGUUUCCGUUGGACGUGUUGCGGGAUCAUUUGACGAAAUUCGGCUCUUUCGCCGGUGCUAUUGCUGUAAUUUUGCUUCACCUCAUAACCGCGAAUCGCGAGGAAGCGACGGAAGUUAACGAGACGAUGAACGACGUGGAGAAGCUGAAGGAACGUGUGAUGAACGACACGCAUUAUCGCGUAACGUUGCGCGACGCUUUUAAAGAUAUGAUUGAUCGCGAUUAUAUAUAAUUAAAAUACCGCAAGCACCAGCCCUUAUCACUUCCAUUGAUAUCGCGGGAAAUUCCUACCCGAUAGCAAUCCGAUACUAGCUGCACCGGUAGGGUAAUCUGGGCCUAGGCCCAGUCAGGGGCGGCUCGCGUAAAGGCACCACCCCCUAUUUACACUUGACAUUGUCAAUGACGUUCAAUAUAGUCAUUUUUUUUUCUUUAAUUUUUUCUCUAUAUUUUUACGAUAUAUAAUAAAUUUUCUUUUUAUA